AAUUACCCAUGACUGAUGCCUUCCAGAGCCAGACAAUGGAAACUCAGCUGAGAUCAGAGCAGGUGAAAACAGUUUUAUCUGCUCUCUGCAAAAUCCCCUUCCUCUUUUUGCUUCUGUACUUUUUUGUGUGCUCCCUUGACGUUUUAAGCUCUGCCUUUCAACUAGCUGGAGGCAGGGUAGCAGGGGAUAUCUUCCAGGAAAAUGCCAUCCUGUCUAACCCAGUGGCUGGGCUGGUGGUGGGGAUACUGGUGACAGUGUUAGUGCAGAGCUCCUCCACCUCUACAUCCAUCAUAGUCAGCCUUGUCUCUUCGGGUUUGCUGGAUGUUCAUUCAGCCAUACCUAUCAUCAUGGGCUCCAACAUCGGAACAUCAGUCACCAAUACGAUUGUUGCUCUAAUGCAGGCUGGGGAGAGAGAGGAGUUUGAAAGAGCAUUUGCUGGAGCUACAGUCCAUGACUGUUUUAAUUGGUUAUCAGUUCUGGUGCUUCUCCCUCUGGAAGCUGUGAGUGGUCUACUGAGGCAUCUGUCACAGGCUGUGGUUGACACACUACAGUUCAGUAGUGGAGAAGAAGCUCCUGAACUUCUGAAAGUCCUCACUGAGCCACUUACUAAAAUGAUUAUCCAGCUGGAUCGGUCAGUCAUUACAGCCAUCGCUACAGGAGACCAGAGUGUGAGGAACAAGAGUCUGGUGAAGCAGUGGUGUCAAACCACCACCAUGGAGGUAUGGGUGCAAUAAAAUGCAUCCCCUUUUCAUCAUUGCUGACAGGACAAUGAAACAUCCUGGGGAAUACACAACCUUUCAGAACAUACACAAAAAUGCAGGCAUCUCUUUGUGGACUGCAUUUUGUCAGACUUGGCCAUAGGUCUGAUCCUCUUGGCUUGCUCCCUGUUGGUGCUGUGCAGCUGUCUCAUAUUGCUGGUUAAACUGCUCAACUCCUUGCUUAAAGGCCAGGUGGCCAGUGCUAUUAAUAAAGUCAUUAACACAGAUUUCCCUUACCCUUUUACCUGGCUGGCAGGUUAUCUUGCUCUACUUGUGGGAGCAGGCAUGACCUUUUUGGUUCAGAGCAGUUCUGUCUUCACCUCUGCCAUCACUCCUCUGAUAGGGAUUGGUGUAAUCAGUAUUGAGAGGGCUUACCCUUUGACCCUGGGGUCCAACCUUGGAACCACUACCACAGCUACCCUGGCAGCCCUGGCUAGUCCAGGAGAUAAGCUGGCAGCUGCCACACAGGUUGCUUUAUGUCAUUUUUUCUUUAACCUUCUUGGUAUCCUGCUGUGGUAUCCCAUACCAGUCACCCGCUUACCCAUACGUAUGGCCUGUGCCCUUGGCAACUGCACUGCUAGGUAUCGCUGGUUUGCAGUUUUGUAUCUCCUCCUCUGCUUCCUGUUGCUCCCAUCCCUCGUGUUUGCCCUCUCCAUGGCUGGCUGGAAGGUGAUGACUGGGAUUGGUGUGCCAGUCAUUAUGGUGAUUAUAUCUGUUGUAACAGUGAACAUGCUGCAGGUGCGCAGACCUGACUUUUUGCCACUUAGACUGCAGAACUGGGACUUCCUCCCUGUUUGGAUGACCUCACUGCAGCCCCUUGAUAACCUUAUCACCAGGGUGACCCUGUGGUGCAGGCAAGGGAGAGGUGAAUAUCCCAGCCAGUACUAUAAUACAAACUGAACCAU
Molecule: messenger RNA, 1663 nt
Organism: Lates calcarifer (barramundi perch)
Lineage: Eukaryota; Metazoa; Chordata; Actinopteri; Centropomidae
Product: sodium-dependent phosphate transport protein 2A
Exons: 11
Biological process (GO): intracellular phosphate ion homeostasis; sodium-dependent phosphate transport
Cellular component (GO): brush border; vesicle; apical plasma membrane
Molecular function (GO): sodium:phosphate symporter activity
Source: RefSeq, a predicted model, not a curated record